UCUGACAGUGAGAGACUAGAACCACUAAAACCAUCAGAGCAGAAACACCAGACUGAACUCCAAAUCUUUCUCUGGGUUUCUAUCAGGGAAUCGAGCAGUAAGAAGUCAGAUCUGGAGGAAACGUGAGGAGCAACUUCAUCAACAUGACUCAGAAAAAGAUCGCCCCAGCCGUCAGCACUGUGUCUGGCAAUCUGCCGCCCAGUUAUGAAGAGGCGAACGCAGGAUGCCCCAGCUACUGUUACGCAGACGGUUCAUUUUCCUGGGAAGACAAACACAUCCGGCGCAUUUUUAUCAGAAAGGUUUAUUCCAUCCUGAUGCUGCAGCUGCUCGCCACACUCGCCAUCGUCUGUGCUUUUACAUUCUCGGCAUCAGUAAAGUUCUAUAUCCAAACUCAUCCUGGACACUAUUCACUAUCCAAUUUUCUGUUUCUUGGGACAUUUCUGGCUCUGUCCUGCUGUGGAGAUUUAAGAAGGCAGUUUCCCUGGAAUCUGAUUCUGCUGACAGUUUUUACGUUGAGUAUGGCCUGCAUGCUCGGCUUCAUUUCCAGUUUCUAUAACUCUCGCUCGGUGGUGCUGUGUUUGGGAAUCACGGCUGUAGUUUGUUUUUCCGUUACGAUCUUCAGCUUCCAGAGUCGGGUGGACGUGACGUCGUAUCAGGGCGUUCUCUUCUCGCUCUGCGUUGUGAUGCUGUGCUGCUCGCUGGUGAUGGGAUUUGUAGUCCCGUUCGGAUACGUGCCCUGGAUACAUGCGAUCUACGGGAUUGGAGGAGCAAUCCUCUUUACUAUGUUCCUGGCCUUCGAUACUCAGCUGCUGAUGGGGAACAAGAUGUACGCUAUCAGCCCUGAGGAAUAUAUCUUCGCUACUCUGAGUUUAUACCUGGACAUCGUCAACCUCUUCACCUUCCUGCUGCAGCUGUUUGGGGGUGGAAGAGAAUAAAUAAGCCAAUAUUAACGUUCCUCCAUCUGCAUCCAUAAUGUAGGAAGAUCUGCAGAUCUUCAGGAAGUCGGGAUAUUAGGAUAGAAGCCUUUCAGUGAUUCAGAAGACACAAAAAACCUCAGAUCCACCAUCGUUCCCCAGUGGACUGUUGCAGACGGUUCUUCCCCUCCUACUGGACUUUAUCUGAAUGUCUCAGUAUUUUCAUGUGAAACUGUGGGAUCUGAACCUUCGGUAAAGAUGAUCCAAUCCCUCACUUAAUCCACAGAGGCGUUUGAGGACUGAUUAGUGAUGACGUGCUAGUUAGGAUCUUUAGAAGCUCAGUUAUAUGUUGGACAGCAGUCUGAAGCUUCUGUUAGACCCAGUGAUAAAAACUACAUCGGUACCACUUUAAAACAAGACUACCUUUAUAAAGGCUUUAUAAAUGGUUUACAAUUAGUUUAUUAAUGGUUACUAACUAGGUUGUAAAUGCCUUAAAAAUAAUUAAUAAUCUGUCAUAACACAUACGUAGAAAGAGCAACAAUGACCUGUUGUUUGCCAAAUAGUUAACCCAUAGCCCUCUAUAUUGUUGCCCUUUCUACGUAUGAUAACUGAUUAUUAAUGAUUUUUAAGGCAUUUACAACCUAAUUAGUAACCAUUAAUAAACUAAUUGUAAACCAUUUAUAAACCCUUUAUAAAGGUAGUCUUAUUUUAAGGUGUUACCACUAAAUCUAAGAUUUCAGAUCAUUAGUGUAUGACGUGUAUCUCCACUCCACCAGAAAGCCUUGAUUAUCAGUAGUGAUGGGUCUCAGUACAGUACAAUAUGCAGGAGCAUAUUCCCGCCAUCUUUAGAUUUUUGAUUUUAGAUUUAACUGACUGAAUAAUAAUGUCUAUAUUUUAUAUUUUUGUAUAUUUAGAGGCUAUGAGAUGUAAUGUGUAU
This is a messenger RNA of Astyanax mexicanus (Mexican tetra), 1851 nucleotides long. RefSeq names its product Fas apoptotic inhibitory molecule 2b (gene faim2b). The transcript is spliced from 12 exons. The record is from RefSeq and is a predicted model, not a curated record. Gene Ontology annotation, cellular component: endoplasmic reticulum; Golgi apparatus; membrane. Gene Ontology annotation, biological process: negative regulation of apoptotic signaling pathway. Bases 144 to 935 code for a protein of 263 amino acids. NCBI's taxonomy places the organism in Eukaryota, Metazoa, Chordata, Actinopteri, Characiformes, Acestrorhamphidae.